AUUUAAGCAAAGCUUUUCCUUUUUCUCUCUCUCUUUUUUUUUCUUACGUUAUGUUGACUGCACAAGAAAUUGCUUGGGUGAUUUAUGCAAUAUUCUUUACGGCACUUUCGUUGGCUCUUGUCAUUCGUAGCCGCCACCAUGUGUUACUACUACCCUUUGUUCUUUUUAGCAUACUGACAAGCAUUGCACUGAUUGUCAUGCUUAGUGCUCAUUACAAUUACAUACUAACCGAGACAUGGGCGAGUAAAAGUCUUGCAUUGAACAUCCUACCCGUGAUUUCAUUGCUUGUAUUCCUUGGCAUCAUGGAAGCUCAAAUUUUAUUUAUCCGACAAGUUGCUACUGCCCUUAAUAACCGAGAACGAUGGCGUAGCAUCUAUCUACGUGAUUCUGAAAAGCAGGAAGGAUUCCCGGUAAGGCAACGCAAACAGCCUCUUCAUCCGUGGAAUUAUUGGACGAGCAUCGCGAUCCUGAUUAUUUACGCUUUGGUUGUGCUUUGUUGUAUCAUUUUACAACUAUUGGCGUUUCGAAUGUCUUCGGUCAAGACACGAGAUUUGGGUAUGGCCAUCUGUAUAACCAUACUAUUUAUACUUUCGAGUACGAACUGCAUUGUGAUAUGGAAUAGCUCAGCGUCAAGCACUAUUCGCCAAAACAGAGACGAUACACUCUUCUUACGUUGCGUGCCAACCUUGUUCUCCAUGGCACUUGCAGGCAUGUGUAUAUUGGCAUGGAUACACUAUGGAGCCUUUGGAUAUCCACUAGCGGCUUGGAUCCUGGUCGAGAGUCUACUUGUUUAUCUUCCGUUUACUCUGAUAUUAUGCAUGAGUAUUCAUGUUCGUAAAUUUAAAUCAAUGGGGCGACAGUACCCAAAUCAGUAUUCACCAAAGACUAUUCGGGAAAUCUCAUUUGUAACAAAACGACUGACAGCAGAGGAAGUAAAUCAAAAAUAUGCAUAUCCUCCUCCCAGCUACUAUCCAUAUUAAUACUUGUAAAUAUACUUAAUAAAAGCACUUUGUAAAUGUGUUUUCCUUUUGGUACAUAUUUAAAUGUGGCCUUAAUUUGAUCAAUUCAAACCAUCACCACAUAUUCUGUUUAUCCCCCUGAAAAAGGUAAAGGAUCUUCCUGCAAGUAAAGCGAUAUGCCAUGU
This is a messenger RNA of Rhizopus microsporus ATCC 52813, 1144 nucleotides long. RefSeq lists its product as uncharacterized. Lineage: Eukaryota; Fungi; Mucoromycota; Mucoromycetes; Mucorales; Rhizopodaceae. The transcript has a single exon. The coding region runs from base 303 to 980 and encodes 225 amino acids. The record is from RefSeq and is a predicted model, not a curated record.